Messenger RNA from Aspergillus calidoustus, 1704 nucleotides. The record is from the annotation of a GenBank genome assembly. NCBI's taxonomy places the organism in Eukaryota, Fungi, Ascomycota, Eurotiomycetes, Eurotiales, Aspergillaceae.
AUGACGCGGAACCAGCAUCUUCCCCCUGGUGAUCGUGCAACCAUGGUCCCUUCACACACGGGCGAGAACGUCUUUCCCAAUCUGCCAUUCUUCGAGAAGCUAUUGCGAUUUGCACACCGGAGUCCGCCGCGUAUCGCAAUUCGCGAUGUCAAUUUGGGAGUUGAGAAGACGUAUUUGCAGCUUUUUACAGACGCGAUUGCUCUGCGGAGCGUGCUUAGGCGUACCUUAAAUGCAGAUGUCCUGCAAGAGAUAUACCAUGGUCACGAGGUGUUCAUUGCCUUGAUUGCCCCGGGUGGGUAUGAGUACGCAGUUGCGUUUAUUGCUAUCAUUGCACUCGGGGCAGCGGUGGUGCCGAUAACACCGGCACUGCCUGUGGAAGAGGCAAAGUCCCUCGUCGUCCGUUCAGGCUGCGUCGCGAUUAUCUCCUCAGAUAGCGCAACAUCACUCGCACAGCGCAUCGCAACCAGCCUGUCGCCCAGCCAAACCAUCGCAACCCUUCCAAUAGCCCCUUCCCUGCGCUCGACCCCGCUCCCCGCUACAAGUAUAACAAUCUCCUCGAACCCAGUCCCAAACAUCAACACCGCAGCCCUCGUAAUCUUCACCUCCGGAACAACCGGCCCACCAAAGGGCGCCGUGCAACGGCGGAGCUACCUCACCUCCGCAGCGGAAGACGUCGCAGACCAGUACCGGAUCACGGAAGAAGACACCGUUCUGCAUGUUCUCCCCGUGCACCACGCCACAGGAAUCGGGAUAACGUUCUUGCCGUUUCUGAUGAGCGGUGCGUGUGUUGAAUUCCGCUCUGGAUCGUUUGAUCCCGCGUGGACGUGGGAGCGGUGGAAGAGGGUUGGGAUUACGGUGUUUUCGGGCGUUCCGACGAUUUAUAUGCGGAUGAUGCGGUAUUUUGAAACGCAUAUCUCGGCGCUUCCGAUGGUCGAGCAGAGGGCGUAUAUCGAUGGUGCGAGGAUGCUACGUGUCUUGCUCUGUGGGACGUCGGCGCUGCCGAAGCCCGUGUGUGACUUUUGGAGCGGGAUUUUGGAUGGCAGGAGUAUCCUCACUCGGUACGGCGGGACGGAGUUUCAUGCUGUGUUGAAGGCUGGUCUUGACGGUGGGACGCCGGUGAAUAGUGUUGGGACAGUGUCUCCGGGUGUGAGUUUGAAGCUCACUGAGGAGGGAAUGAUACUGGUCAAGGGGCCGAAUUUGUUUUCCAAGUACCUCAACGACGAAGCUGCAACAGCCUCCGCCCACGACAGCGAAGGCUACUUCAUAACGGGCGACAUUGCCCGGCGCGAAGGAAAUAACUACUUUAUCCUCGGCCGGGCCUCAAUAGACAUUAUCAAAAGCGGCGGGUACAAGCUCUCCGCACUCGACAUUGAGCGCGAGAUCCUGGGCUUGGAUUACAUCGGCGAGGUGAUGGUCGUUGGGGUCGAGGACGAAGAGUUCGGACAGCGCGUUGCGGCGGCUGUUACGCUGAAGGAGGGUAUGUUGAAGAAAGGAUUGUCGCUUGCAAGGCUGAGGAGUGACCUUAGGGAGAGGUUGGCUGGGUAUAAGAUGCCGACGGUGUUGAGGGUGUUGGAGGGGGAGAUUCCGAAGUCGGGAACGGGGAAGGUGCAGAAGAAGAUGUUGGGACCAAGGUAUUUUGGAGAUGCGUAUAGAGGGGAUCCCGGGGUGCAGGUUUGGGAGAAGGAGGUCAAGGCUAAAUUGUGA